AUGAUCACAAAGAUGAUUACCGACGGCAGAUUCGGAGAUAGUACCCUCCCGCCAGGAGCUACCUUCUCGGAUACUAUCUUCGUCUCUCCACCACUUUCCCUUUCCUAUCCGACUCAAUCAACUCACCCAACUCAAUCAUCCUACCCUUCUGCGUCCACCCUACCCCCUCAAUUCCAAAGAAUCCACGCCAGAUCUUUCUUCCCAAACCAAACUCUGAGCACAGUCUCUGCAACCAACCAGGUGUUAGACAUAGCAACAAGGACCGCACUCUUUACCUUAUUCUUCAUCAUGUCUUGCUUCGCGCUCUUCUCCCUCAUUUACUUUGUCUACUACAUUCGUGAACUUUACACAGCCGAGCUUCAACAGCAGUGUAAUUACGAAUCAGAUGGGGAACUCGAACGAUUGAUAAUACGAAGAACCUCUUUUGGUUAUCAUACUUUUGAUGAGAUUUCUCCGUAUGAGGCUGAGGAGAAUGGACGUCCAGUUUCUUCGACCGGGAGGACCGAGAAUAGGGAGCAUAUCAAUGCUACAAGGGCUAACAGAGGUAUCAAUGCUACCAAAGCUACUCAAGCUACCAAAGCCAAAGCUACCAAAAUCACCGAACCCUCCAAACCCACCAAAACGACCAAAACGAUCAAUGUCCACCACACUGAACCUGAAUCGGAAACCGCCCACUCCACCCACCCAACCCCACCUAACCGUCGUAAAGUAGUAUUCGGCAACCUCCCACGACCCAUCCGCCGCCCACCCACUUCCAAGAAACCAGCAGUGAUCCAAUUCGCCGCAUCUGCCUCUCGACCCUCCCGUCUCAAUAAAUCUAAUCCCCCAAGACGAUUACGCAGUCCUCCUCUUCCCCCGGAUUUCCUCACAAUGUCCAAUGCGACCACUGCACCAAUGACAAUCCCGGGCCAAGAACCCUCUUCGUGGACUGCAGGUCUACCGUGGGCGACGGCGGCAGAUGAUCCGAAUACUCGGGAUGAGGGGAAGAGGGAUAGGGAGAUGAGUCCGGAUGAUGAGGAUUGGGGUGAUGUUGAUAGGAUUAUUAGUAAUGAGCGAGAUCAGUAUGCUGGGGAUAAAAAGAUUCUGGAUGAGGCGAGUAGAAGGGAUAGGCAGAUGAAGAGAGUGAAUGGAGGUUCUCAAUCAAGAGAUGAAUGCGAUAAUUUUUCUAGUAGUUCGGAAGGCUUUUGGGGUUACUAG
Molecule: messenger RNA, 1197 nt
Organism: Botrytis porri
Lineage: Eukaryota; Fungi; Ascomycota; Leotiomycetes; Helotiales; Sclerotiniaceae
Exons: 1
Coding region: 1-1197 (398 amino acids)
Source: RefSeq, a predicted model, not a curated record